Trichobilharzia regenti is the source of this 2838-nucleotide messenger RNA. The record is from the annotation of a GenBank genome assembly. Lineage: Eukaryota; Metazoa; Platyhelminthes; Trematoda; Strigeidida; Schistosomatidae.
AUGGAAUUUCCAGAAGAGGAUCCUGACCUGCUUAAUGAAGAGACAUUUGACUGUGCAGAGAUAGGUGACUGGGAAGGUGAACAUGAAUUAUUUGUCCAGAAUCUCAACGAAGACCCUCAGAGGUCGCCAGCGGCAGAUGAGCUGCCGAAAUUUUGGAAAGACUCUGAUGAUCUAUCGUUUUUAUGGCAGUCAGAUAGCUUGAGUUGUGGUACAGCUCCAGGAGACGAUGGUGGUGAAGGGGCUGUUGACGUUGAAGAAACUCUGAAGAAGCUGGUUUUGGAUGAAGCCUUUGAAGAUCCGGCAAUUCUUGAUAUAUCCAGAAAAGUUUCGUAUCCAAAAUUCAAUGAAAAGUCAUUUCAGAAUCUAAGAAACGCUCCUGCAUACCCGACUGCCUCAACGAAUAUUUUUGAUGGUUCUCGAGAUAUCUGGAGCAUCGAUAGCUGUAACGACACAGGUCUCACACCAGAGAGCAGCUCCUUAUCGGAUUCCAGCUCCAAAAGUAUCGCUAGCAUUAUUCAGUCACUAACCGCGUGUGCUCCGUCGAAUUCUUCUGAAGCUUUUGCACAAAAUAACUUAUUGCACAUGCCAAGUGCAGAAUCUCAAACUGUGGGUCUUGCCGCGACCGAAGGAACCAAGCUUUCUCAGUCUAGCUUUCUAACUGCGAAUUUUCCUGGUAGCCAGCAUAGUUCUAAGUCUUCAACCAUUACUGGCAGUCAGACAUAUCAUCCACAAGCGAAUCAAAAUCGAUCAGCUUACCGAACUGAAAUGGCCACAAAUUCUGCAUCUCCGGAAGUUUUGAAGGGACAAUCACCUCAUGAUCCCAGUGUGCUCCUAACGCUGCUAACACUUCGGUCUCUCUUUUCAUUCAUGCCCACUUCACAGUUGAGUCAUUCUCAAAUACAAAGUUUGUUCAAUUUAGUAUUGAUGAGUAAUCAACGUCUUCUUCAAAACCCACGUCCAGCGUUUGUAGUCCCUUCUAAUCAACGCAAUCCUUUACUCAUAUCCCCUGAAGUCUCUGGACCGCUGGGUUCAAACAUGCAAUCAAAUAUUUCGCCAUACCUUCUUCGCUUUCCAGUGCAUUCUGUAAAUGUUGAUUCUAAGCAACCUGUCUGUCAACCAUCACCUGUUGUAUCUUCAAAACAGCCAGCAGUAUCCGUUGGUGUUAUUGGUGAAGCCACCUCGGUAAAAGAUGUGGACCCCAAUCGAGGUAGCUGGAUGACAGAUUAUGAGUCAAUCGGUGUACUACUAAUUCAACUGCGUCCAUUAAUGGUGUCUAAUCCUUAUGUUCAAGAUUACUAUUUCGCUUGUCGUUGGCUACGAAACAUGAAUGCAAUUCGAGCCAAACAAAUCGCUAACGAAAGUCUUAAUGAUUCUCAGUCGCCUUAUCAAAAAUCCUUAAGAUACAAAUUGGUUAUCCCUUUUUCUUCUGUGAAUAUCAUUCAAUCUCCCGACCAGACUGUGGAAGAAAACAAUAACACCGUAGAGAAAUCUCAUGAAAACAAUGAACCUCCUAAUCCGGAUUCCAGUAAUGCAUUAGGACGUCCAACAAGAUCAAAUGUGCAUCGACCACGUGUGGUUGCAGAGUUGUCAUUAGUCUCUGCCCUCACAAAUGGUCCUGAACAAGCAACAGAAAAAUCUUCAAAUGAUAAACUUAAUGACUCCGGAUCGGACUUGAAUCAAUCCACAGCGUCAUCGUCUUCUGUUGUAUCUAGUCGUCGACGGCGUCUUCUUUUGGCUCAAAUCGAACGCAUGUUUUCAAUACUGUUAAUUUUGGACGAGGUGGCUCUGUCUCUUGAAAGAGUUGUUGUGCAAAAUGACACACGUGCUCGUUUACUGGACUAUCGACGAGAAUUAGUUGAUCAGUUAGUCAGUGAAUUGUUCAAAUUACCUGGGAAAACGAGUAAAGAAAUCUGUGAAACACUACCUAAAAAUAAAUUAUUACAUUUAACAGAAAGUGUAUUCACUAUUCAUAAAGGAAUGCGUUUAUGGUCAUUGACACUACAAUAUCUUCCUAAUAAUGUUAAAGAGGAUUUUCUGGCGGAAUUUAUCAAUGAUUUUAUACACCUUCUUAAAUUAUGGCCAACAACAUUAGAUGAAGCUGCUGCAAUUUUUUAUCCAUCUUUACGUGAAGUUAUCUAUCAAAUGAGAAAUAUCAACGACUUUUUACAAUUAUGCUUUCCUGAUGCAUUAGGAAGCAUUAAUGCUAUUGCAGAUAACUCAGAAUUAACAAUUCCCAUAUCUGAUAACCUGAAAUGCCUUUUGGCGUGUAAACUUGGCCUAUCUUUGAUUUUCUGUUUACUCGAUGCAUGUGCUCGUGCCUCCAAUCCAACUGACCCAUCUCAUUUUAUUCAGUUUGGAGCAUACUUCAGCUAUAUGAAUUCAUUUGUUGAUCUUAGCAACCAAACCGAUGAUGAUCGCCCACGUGUAAUGGAAUCUUUCCCACACUUGGCAUCAAUUCUCAUGUUGUACAUUAAGCCAUCAAGAUAUCAUUAUGUGGUCACUGAUGAGCAUUUGAAUGUAUUUUGUGAACUAGCAAAAGGGACUACUAAAUUACUCCCUAAUGAUAAUAAUAAUAAUAAUAUUGAAAGAAAUAACUUAUUGUCAACUAACAGUAUUAUGUCUAGUCGAACAAGUGAUUUCCAUCCUUAUACAAUGAACAAUAAUAAUAAUAGUGCCAAUUUAAAUAGCUAUAAUCAACAACAUAAAAUUAUUGAAAAUGAUCCGCCAAAAACAGCUGUGGGGGCUAAUUACUCACCUAUUCCAAUAAAAUACCUAUUUAAUGUUAUCAAAGCGUUGGUGGAGGGGGGAACACGUCACGUACGCGCUCCAUCUACAUGA